Molecule: messenger RNA, 571 nt
Organism: Quercus robur (English oak)
Lineage: Eukaryota; Viridiplantae; Streptophyta; Magnoliopsida; Fagales; Fagaceae
Product: heavy metal-associated isoprenylated plant protein 47-like
Exons: 3
Coding region: 23-355 (110 amino acids)
Molecular function (GO): metal ion binding
Source: RefSeq, a predicted model, not a curated record
CAUUUGCUUCAUAGUAUCGAACAUGAAGCAAAAGAUAAUAAUGAAGGUACAAAUGAAUUGCGAGAAAUGCAGAACCAAGGCCAUGAAGAUUGCUGCUGUGGCAGAAGGUGUGAUCUCAGUGGCGAUUGAAAGAGAAAAAAGUCUGGUGGUCGUGGUAGGAGACGGAGUUGAUUCGGUUAGCUUGGCCGGCUCACUAAGGAAGAAGCUUGGCUCUGCCAACAUUGAGAGUGUGCAAGAAGUGAAAGCAGAAAGUGCUGAGAAAAAAGACCCAAUUAUAUGGUAUAGCCAAUAUCCACAAUACCCCACGUAUGCAGUGGUUUCUGAUCAAUACCCUAGCAAUUGCGCCAUCAUGUGAUGAGUAUUGCAAGCUGAUCCAUGGGAUCAAUUGAGAUGUAAUUUUUUUUUUUCUUUGUUUUGUUCAUGCUCUUGCAUGCUGUUUUCCUUGUGUCUCCUAUACGUUUCUUAAUACAAUAAUAACAGGGACACAAUUAAAAAUAAAAAUAAAGCUUUGGUUAUUUUUUUUUUAAAAACUAGCUAGUUGAUAUAUUUUGUUAUAAGGACAAGAAGUCAU